AUGGUCCUACUCUAUCGUGUCAGUGACGCCGACGCCCAAGCAAAGCGUCACCCGGGUCAGGGUAUCGUCACUAUAGAGGACAUGCAGGUCGAAGUAAGACCGUUUUUGGACUGGCGAAAAUGCACCCCACGGGAGUACCGGAAAUACGCGGAAUUGCUGUACGAACACAUGGACUGGCAAUCCGACGCCAUGUCUCCAUUCAUCUCAGCCACGAGGGACUACAACUGGGCGAGAGGCGAAGCCCGCCGGCGAGUGGAACAGGGAAACCAAGAUGUUGUCAUCUACCACAUCGAAACAAAAAUUUCAAGUGGAAAUGUACAGUUCCGACCUAUUUUAAGUCUUCUCGAGCGACUGGGAAUUGAGGAGGACGAGCUCAACUACGGCGCCCAGGCUCUGCUUGACCAUGAGUGCCUCUUCUUGCAUCAGAUACCGGAGGAAUCAAUCGUGAGGACAGAGCACUUCAGGAGUCUUUAA
Molecule: messenger RNA, 474 nt
Organism: Pochonia chlamydosporia 170
Lineage: Eukaryota; Fungi; Ascomycota; Sordariomycetes; Hypocreales; Clavicipitaceae
Exons: 1
Coding region: 1-474 (157 amino acids)
Source: RefSeq, a predicted model, not a curated record